AUGAACAAUUCUUUCUUUCUUUCUUUCUUUCUUUUCUUUCUUUCUUUCUUUUCUUUCUUUCUUUCUUUCUUUCUUUCUUUCUUUCUUUCUUUCUCGCUGUGCCUUUUUUCUAUCUCUCUUUAUCGCUUUCCCUCUUCUUUCAUUAUUUGCCUUUCUUUCAUUCUUUCUUUCUUUCUUUCUUUCUUUCUUUCUCGAUUUCCUUCUUUCUUUUUUCUUUCUUUCUCAAUUUUCUUCUUUCUUCUUUCUUUCUCACUUUGCCUUUUCUUUCUUUGCCUUUCUUUCUUAUAUUCUUUCUUUCUUUUUUCUUUGUAUCUUUCUUUCUUUCUUUCUUUAUUCUCGAUUUCCUUCUUUCGUUCUUUCUCACUUUGCGUUUUCUUUCUCUGCCUUUCUUUCCUAUAUUGUUUCCUAUAUUCUUCCUUCAUUUCUUUCUUUCUUUCUUUCUUUCUUUCUUUCUUCUCGAUUUCCUUCUUUCUUUCUUCUUUCUUUCUUUCUUUCUUUCUUUCUCGAUUUCCUUCCUUCUUUCUUUCUUUCUUUCUUUCUCACUUUUCCUUUUCUUUCUAUGCCUUUCUUUCCUAUAUUGUUUCCUAUAUUCUUUCUUUCUUUCUUUCUUUAUUCUCGAUUUACUUCUUUCUUUCUUCUUUCUUUCUUUCUUUUUUUUUGUCACAUGCCUUUUCGUUCUAUGCCUUUCUUUCCUAUAUUGUGUCCUAUAUUCUUCCUCUCUUUCUUUCUACUUUCUUUCUCGAUUUCCUUCCUUCCUUCUUUCUUUCUUUCUUUCUCGAUUUCCUUCUUUCUUUCUUCUUUCUUUCUCACUUUGCCUUUUCUUUCUUUGCUUUUCUUUCUUAUAUUCUUUCUUUUUUUUCUUUUUCUUUCUUUUCUUUCUUUCUUUCUUUCUUUCUUUCUUUAUUCUCGAUUUCCUUCUUUCUUUCUUUCUUCCUUUCUUUCUCAUUUUGUGUUUUCUUUCUAUGCCUUUCUUUCCUAUAUUGUUUCCUAUAUACUUCCGUUUUUUCUUUCUUUCUUUCUUUAUUCUCGAUUUCCUUCUUUCUUUCUUCUUUCUUUCUUUCUUUCUCGAUUUCCUUCUUUCUUUUUUCUUUCUUUCUCACUUUGCCUUUUCUUUCUAUGCCUUUCUUUCCUAUAUUGUUUCCAAUAUUCUUCCUUACUUCCUUCCUUUCUUUAUUUCUUUAUUCUCGAUUCCCUUCUUUCUUUCUUCUUUCUUUCUUUCUUUCUUUCUCGAUUUCCUUCUUUCUUUCUUUCUUUCUUUCUUUCUUUCUUUCUUUCUCACUUUGCCAUUUCUUUCUAUGCCUUUCUUUCCUAUAUUGUUUCCUAUAUUCUUCCUUUCUUCCUUUCUUUCUUUCUUUAUUCUCGAUUUCCUUCUUUCUUUCAUUCUUUCAUUCUUUCUUUCACUCUCACUUUGCCUUUCCUAUAUUGUUUCCUAUAUUCUUCCGUUCUUGCUUUCUUUAUUCUCGAUUUCCUCCUUUCUUUCUUCUUUCUUUCUUUCUUUCUUUCUCGAUUUUCUUCUUUCUUUCUCACUUUGCCUUUUCUUUCUAUGCCUUUCUUUCCUAUAUUGUUUCCUAUAUUCUUUCUUUCUUUAUUUCUUUCUUUAUUCUCGAUUUCUCCCUUUCUUUCUUCUUUCUUUCUCACUUUGCCUUUUCUUUCUUUGCCUUUCUUAUAUUCUUUCUUUCUUUUUCUUUUUCUUUUUCUUUCUUUCCUUCCUUCUUUAUUCUCGAUUUCCUUCUUUAUUUCUUUCUUUCUCACUUUGCCUUUUCUUUCUAUGCCUUUCUUUCCUAUAUUGUUUCCUAUAUUCUUCCUUUCUUUCUUUCUUUCUUUCUUUAUUCACGAUUUCCUUCUUUCUUCCUUUCUUUCUCGAUUUCUUUCUUUCUUUCUUUCUUUCUCACUUUGCCUUUUCUUUCUAUGCCUUUCUUUCCUAUAUUGUUUCCUAUAUUCUUCAUUUUUUCCUUUCUUUCUUUAUUCCCGAUUUUCUUCUUUCUUUCUCGAUUUCCUUCUUUCUUUCUUUCAUUCUUUCUUUCUCUCUCACUUUCCCUUUUCUUUCUUUCCUAUAUUGUUUCCUAUAUUCUUCCGUUCUUUCUUUCUUUAUUCUCGAUUUCCUUCUUUCUUUCUUCUUUCUUUCUUUCUUUCUCGAUUUUCUUCUUUCUUUCUCACUUUGCCUUUUCCUUCUAUGCCUUUCUUUCCUAUAUUGUUUCUUAUAUUCUUUCUUUCUUUUUUCUUUUUCUUUCUUUCCUUCUUUCUUUAUUCUCGAUUUCCUUCUUUCUUUCUUUCUUUCUUUCUUUCUCACUUUGCCAUUUCUUUCUAUGCCUUUCUUUCCUAUAUUGUUUCCUAUAUUCUUCCUUUCUUCCUUUCUUUCUUUCUUUAUUCUCGAUUUCCUUCUUUCUUUCAUUCUUUCUCGAUUUCUUUUUCUUUCUUUCUUUCUUUCUUUCUUUCUUUCUUUCUUUCUCACUUUGCCUUUUCUUUCUAUGCCUUUCUUUCCUAUAUUGUUUUCAUAUAUUCUUCCUUUUUUCCUUUCUUUCUUUCUUUCUUUAUUCUCGAUUUCCUUCUUUCGUUCUUUCUCGAUUUCCUCCUUUCUUUCUUUCUUUCUUUCUCACUUUGCCUUUUCUUUCUAUGCCUUUCUUUCCUAUAUUGUUUCCUAUAUUCUUUCUUUCUUUCUUUAUUCUCGAUUUCCUCCUUUCUUUCUUUGCCUUUCUUUUUUAUAUUCUUUCUUUCUUUUUUCUUUUUCUUUCUUUCCUUCUUUCUUUAUUCUUGAUUUCCUUCCUUCCUUCUUUCUUUCUUUCUUUCUUUCUCACUUUGCCUUUUCUUUCUAUGCCUUUCUUUCCUAUAUUGUUUCCUAUAUUCCUCCUUUCUUUCUUUCUUUCUUUCUUUCUUUAUUCUCGAUUUCCUUCUUUCUUCUUUCUUUCUUUCUUUUUCGAUUUCCUUCUUUCUUUCUUUCUUUCUUUCUUUCUCGAUUUCCUUCUUUUUUCUUUCUUUCUUUCUUUCUUUCUCGAUUUCCUUCUUUCUUUCUUUCUUUCUCACUUUGCCUUUUCUUUCUAUGCCUUUCUUUCCUAUAAUCUUUCUUUCUUUCUUUCUCGAUUUCCUUCUUUCUUUCUUUCUUUCUUUCUUUCUUCUUUCUUUCUUUCUUUUUCGAUUUCCUUCUUUCUUUCUUUCUCGAUUUCCUUCUUUUUUCUUUCUUUCUUUCUUCCUCGAUUUCGUUCUUUCUUUCUUUCUUUCUCACUUUGCCUUUUCUUUCUAUGCCUUUCUUUCCUAUAA
Messenger RNA from Acanthosepion pharaonis, 3255 nucleotides. The record is from the annotation of a GenBank genome assembly. NCBI's taxonomy places the organism in Eukaryota, Metazoa, Mollusca, Cephalopoda, Sepiida, Sepiidae.